AUGGAAGAAGGCGAACUCUCUUCAUCGCAACACGAUCCACUCUACAACGCGCUCCACCAACGACUCGUCGCGUCGGGGGAGUGGCAGCGUCUGCUCAUCCUGCUUCGACGCAUGCUCGACGAGUCCGGUUGGGAGACCGAGUUCGACAACUUUGCAACGGCCAAAGCAAAGACGCAGCCGGUGUUGAGCGUGCCUGCGUUGAUCGACGUGCUUACUCCGCAUGCUAAAGUGACAUGCGAGGUCGGCUGUUGGCAGGAUCGGAACAAAGCGUGUCAGUGUCGCGUAAAUGUCGGAUCCAUCCGAAAGCAGUCGAUCCUUACCUCUGCACACGUAGUCAUGUCCACGCGCGUCGUCGAAUGCAGCAGGAACUCAAGAACCGAUCAAGGAAGCAAAAAACACCAAAGGUCAGCAUCACAUCGCUCUACGGUCCUUGCGCUCUCUCGUCAUGAUGACCCACCCAACAUCUUUGCCUUGACCACCUCGGCUAUCGACCUGCUCAGCGUGCGGUUCUUGUCCUUGUCCGACUUGUCCCACGAUGCAUUCCGAAGCCGUGUCAUCAGUGUGCUCGAGAGAUAG
Pseudozyma hubeiensis SY62 is the source of this 576-nucleotide messenger RNA. RefSeq lists its product as hypothetical. Gene Ontology annotation, cellular component: nuclear pore; SAGA complex. Gene Ontology annotation, biological process: positive regulation of DNA-templated transcription; mRNA export from nucleus. NCBI's taxonomy places the organism in Eukaryota, Fungi, Basidiomycota, Ustilaginomycetes, Ustilaginales, Ustilaginaceae. The transcript is spliced from 3 exons. Bases 1 to 576 code for a protein of 191 amino acids. The record is from RefSeq and is a predicted model, not a curated record. Gene Ontology annotation, molecular function: transcription coactivator activity.